AAGGAAAGUAAAAGUCGCCAAAAUGUUGACAUUUUGUCCAACAUGUGCUAAUGUUUUAGUGGUUGAAGAAGGACAGAAUUGCUAUCGAUUUGCUUGCAACACCUGUCCAUAUGUUCAAAAUAUUCAGAGAAAGAUAACAUCAAGAAAAUAUCCAAAAUUGAAGGAGGUUGAUGAUGUAUUGGGUGGAGCAGCAGCAUGGGAAAAUGUAGAUUCUACAGAAGAAACCUGUCCAAAGUGCAGCCACAACAGAGCAUAUUUCAUGCAGAUACAGACGAGAUCAGCUGAUGAGCCCAUGACAACUUUUUACAAAUGCUGCAAUAUGGAAUGUUCCCACUUAUGGAGAGACUGAAAACACUUUAUACAAAAAAAAAAAACAUGAAAAAGAUGUGAAAUGUGUGACAUUAACAACAUCUUUUUCUUUAAAAUGCCUCAGAUCUACAUUGGACACAGGAACAUAACUAGUUCUGGCAGUAAUUUACCUCUACUGGGGGUAGUGAAGGAGGUCUAACAUAGCAUUAUUCAGCCACAGUCUUGAUAUUACUUGUGUACAUGGCAAGUGCUUUUUUUUCAAAGCCAAAAAAGUGUUGAGUGAAUAUUUUUUUUCAUUCAUAAUCUAAAUCGUAAUGAAUUAAUUAUGCAAAAAUAGCUCAUUGUACAUUGCACAAUGUAAUCAAUAUUCAUGUUUAUACAGUGUGUGAUGCAUGAGUUUUGAAUGAUCAUAGAAGAGAAAAUUUUUUAUAACCUCCUUAUCAUGAAUCCUCAGAUAUCUCGAAGUUUAAUCACAGUCCUAUUGUCAGUUGAUUUGGAAAUAAAGAUGUUUGACUCUUACA
Molecule: messenger RNA, 830 nt
Organism: Saccostrea echinata
Lineage: Eukaryota; Metazoa; Mollusca; Bivalvia; Ostreida; Ostreidae
Product: DNA-directed RNA polymerase III subunit RPC10-like
Exons: 3
Coding region: 23-349 (108 amino acids)
Biological process (GO): DNA-templated transcription; termination of RNA polymerase III transcription
Cellular component (GO): RNA polymerase III complex
Molecular function (GO): zinc ion binding; nucleic acid binding; DNA-directed RNA polymerase activity
Source: RefSeq, a predicted model, not a curated record